AUGGAGAGUUCAAGUAAGCUGGACAGUGCGAUAUUUAUCAAGAAAUUAGUUGAUUUCCGACCGAAAGGUCAAAUAACCCAUUUAUGUUCGAGCAAUGGUGAAAUGUUGCUGGUAAUCGGUGCACGACAACUGCUUCAUUAUGCACUUCAAAACACUAGUAGGCAAAUUGAUGUUGUUUUGCCGUUAUUAAUGCAUGAUCGUAUUGCUUAUGUUCAUCUUAGUCCUAAUGGUCGUCAUGCAAUCAUAAGUACAACUGGCGCGGAUAAUUUUUACUUGAAUUUGAAACACGAUUCAGCAAAACAGUUGAAAAAAAUGAAAGGACAUGUGAUAAGUUCCGUAGGUUGGAAUAUGGAAGUUUUAACAGAUAACGAAACAGGCUUCAUCGUUCUGGGUACUACGAAAGGUUCUCUGUUUGAAUCAUCGAUCAUUUCAAGUGGCACAGUUGCUUAUGUUCGUGAAUUGACCAGUAAUUUAAGCGGAAUAAAAGAUCUAUCUAUAACUGGCAUUGAAAUGUGUCAUUGUGAAGACGAAAACCAGAAAUCGAGAUGGGCUAUGUUUGUGUGUCUUCCUGGAAGGCUGUAUUGUUUGAGCGGACAAAUCAGUACGAAGCAUGAUGUUACUGGGGUACAGCCAGUUAUGAGUACAAUUUGGAGCUCUGCGUUUGCUGAAUAUAAUCAUGCUAUCUUACAGCCUUUAUUUGCUUCCAAAGCAUCAGUUCGUUUUCAUUCUAUGGAUGAUGGGCAACGCAGUUUGCCUAGCACAUUUGUUGUCUAUCCAAAAGUGAGUAAUGAACAACCAACUACGUUUUGUUGGGUUGGUGCUGAUGGCUACACACUGGGACGAAUAGAUUUGACAGUUUCAGAAGCAUAUGACAUGAUUGUUGAAGAAGCACAUAUACAACAUCAAUUAAUGGAUGGACGUUACAGUUAUCCUUUGGAUGUUGCAUUAACAGAAUACAAUGUUUUGUUAUUAUAUAGUAAUCAUAUUGAAGCUGUUUCAUUACUCAAUAAGAGGCCAAUUUUUGAUGAUACCAUUGGAACGGAUUGUGGUCAGGUAAAAGGAAUGUGUCGUGAUACUGUGUCCGAAAUGAUUUGGGUAUAUACUGAUGUCACUGUGUGGAAGUAUCGGCCAAAUGAAGAAUUCAGAGACAUUUGGCAGAUCUAUUUGGAACGUGGUGACUACGGAAAAGCACGGACUAUCACAAAUAAAUUGAGUAAUCCAGCACCACAUCAGCUAGUUGUUAAGAAAGAAGCUGAAAAAUACAUUGCAGAAAAAAAUUUCACUGCUGCAGCGGAAGUCCUUGCGGAAUCAACCGAACCUUUUGAAGUUAUAUUACUUAAAUUUUUGUCAACGAAGGAGGAUCGGCGAGAUGGUCUUAAACGUUUCUUGGAACUUAAGUUGAAAUCAAUGUCAAAUACGGAGGAUAAAAUACAAAGAGAUGCCUUGGUUCUCUGGUUGUUGGAAGUACAGUUAACAGAAUUCGCAGAGUUACGUCGAGAUGGGAAACAGGCUCGGUUGGAGGGAACAGAGUUAACAAGCGAAGGAACAAAUAUUGAGCAGCAAAUCAAAAAUAUGCGUCAGCAAAUUGAACUAUUUCUUGCUCGCUCUGUUGUUCUGGAAGCUGUGGAAGUAAAUCGUGACGCAGUUUAUCAUCUAAUCACUUCACAUGCACACUUUGAUAUUCAGCUCUACCUCGCUCAAAAGCUAAAAGAUUAUGUGACAACUGUAAAUGUUUACUUGCUGCAGUCUGACUAUGAGAAAGUUUUGGAAGUGAUACGAAGACAGCACAUUUUGGAACUUUAUUAUAAGCAUUCUCCAUUGUUAAUCGAGAAAAUACCAACCGAAUUAAUAGCAGCUUGGAUCGAGGAAGGUAAGAGACUUGUGUCGGAUCGUCUUUUGCCGGCGCUGUAUCGUUGUCAAGAUGUGUCGAAAACAAAGAUGGUUACUGCUGCUUUGAAAUAUCUCAGUUUUGUAAUAGAUCAAAAUUGGGCAAGCCGAGCAAUGCAUAAUUUUAUGAUAACAUUAUGUGCUGAGUUCAAGCAGGAAGAACUGUUGAAUUAUUUUGAAAAAUACGGUUAUGACAGAAAUCUAGUUCCGUACGAUGUUGAAUAUGCCCUAAGAGUUUGUAUUGAGAGACAAGCAUUGAAGCGAUGUUGUGUUUUUAUGUAUUGUGUGAAUGAACUGUACGACGAAGCUGUUUCUCUUGCUUUAACGAUUGAUGUUGAAUUGGCAAAAACUUGUGCAAAACGAAUGGUGGAACCUAAUGAAAAUGAAUACGAUUUCUUGCUGCCUAAUUCAAUGAAGCCCAAAUUUUCGAUUGAGAUGCGAAGAAAAACUUGGCUUCAAAUAGCGCGACAUGUAAUUGAGAAGCAAGAAGAUAUAGCUGCAUGCGUAAGCCUGCUGAAAGAAUCGGAUAACACUAUCAAAAUACAGGACUUACUACCAUUCUUUCCAGAAUUUACGACUAUCGAAUAUUUUAAAGGGCCAUUAUGUGAAUGUCUAAAAGAGCAUUCCGGAAAAAUCAAGCAACUUCAAUUGGAAAUGAAGAAUGCAACGGAAAUGGCACAGCGAAUCCUUCAUUUCCGGUUCACCAUAAUUCGUACUAACGAUCAAUGUGCUUCAUGUUCGGAACCUGCGAUGAUGCGACCGUUUUAUACAUUUGCUUGCCGACAUUUUUUUCACAAGGAUUGCUUAGAAUCGGAGUUGAAAUCUCACUGGACUCUGCAAGAGCAGGAAAAAUAUAGCUGUUUGGUUGAAAAGGAGAAAAUAUUGGAGAAGCAACUUGAAAAAUCGAAAUCUUCAAACUGGGCACAAAAGAAAAUAAAUGAAUUUCAAGAAGAGCUGGAACAUAUACGCAAUGAAAUUAAUGAUACUGUUGCUGGUGAUUGUAUCUUUUGUGGUAUUGUAAUGAUUAACUCUAUCGAUAAGCCGUUUUUUGAAGAAGACGAAUAUGAAAAAGAAAUAGCGACUUGGUAA
Molecule: messenger RNA, 2976 nt
Organism: Brugia malayi
Lineage: Eukaryota; Metazoa; Nematoda; Chromadorea; Rhabditida; Onchocercidae
Gene: Bma-vps-18
Exons: 26
Coding region: 1-2976 (991 amino acids)
Biological process (GO): endosome to lysosome transport; organelle fusion; lysosome organization
Cellular component (GO): endosome; HOPS complex
Molecular function (GO): protein-macromolecule adaptor activity
Source: RefSeq, a predicted model, not a curated record